Molecule: messenger RNA, 1280 nt
Organism: Trichobilharzia regenti
Lineage: Eukaryota; Metazoa; Platyhelminthes; Trematoda; Strigeidida; Schistosomatidae
Source: the annotation of a GenBank genome assembly
CAUAAUUCGUAAAUAAGGUGGAUAAAACUUCAAACUCUAUGAAAUAAACGAUGUUUAAUUAUUUAACCAAUUUAUUUCUACCUUCCGUGUUAGACAACUAUUAGUAUUCGUCAAAAAAUAUUACGAGGAAAUAUAUCCGAACACACACACACAUAUGGCUUAUUCAAAUAUCCCUGGAAAAACUGCUGCAAAAACAUAUAUUUAUUUGUAUAAACAACUGAAUAUAUAUUUCACCUUGUGGAAAUAAUUAUUUAUCGAUAUUACACCAGAGUUAUUUCAUGGGAUCCUUAAUAUAUUAACAUAGAGUUUCUUUUUAAAACAAACAAACUAAUAUGGCUGGUUCACGCAGAGGUUUGGUGGCUCCACAAAACAUCUUUCUUGAAACCGUUUUAAGGAGAUUCAGUACACCACAAACUGGACUACUUAUAGCCAACGCAAGAAUAGUUGAUCAUCCAAUAAUUUAUGUGAAUGAAAGUUUUACAAAAAUGACAAAUUAUACAAGUCGUGAAAUGAUGCAUCAAAAUGCUAUCUGUCGUCAACUCCACGGUAAACGAACAUCAAUUAAUUCCAUAGAACGAUUACAGAAUGCACUAGAUAAUGGAUAUUUCGAUCAAGUUGAAAUAACUUUAUACAAAAAAAAUCGUUCAAUGAUUUGGGUGAUUAUGUGUGUUGCACCAGUUGAAAAUGAUAAGCACGAAACACCACUUUAUUUGAUUUUAUUUUAUGAUAUUUCACCGCUUAGACAACCGCUGGAUGAUGAAGCACUCAGUGGAAGUUUUAGUAAAUUUGCAAAGCUGGCACGUUCAGUAGCACGCAACAGAACAGUUCUGUCACAAGUUGAACUAGAUGAUUCCCUGGUUGCUGUUGCUCCAGUCCAAAGUACCAGUAUACCGAAAUAUCGUCAAGAAUCGCCAAAAACUCCACCUCAUGUUGUCCUGCAUUAUUUAACUUUUAAAACUGCCUGGGAUUGGAUUAUAUUUCUGUUAACUGGAUAUACAUGUAUUAUAAUACCCUACAGUGUUGCAUUUGGUCAUCAUUCAUUAUCUGAAGAGUCAGUAUAUUUUGCUGUAGAGCAUAUAGUUGAUAUCAUUUUUUUCAUUGAUAUUGUAUUAAAUUUUCAUACAACAUUUGUUGGACCAUCUGGUGCUGUUAUUUCAGAUCCUGUUUUAAUACGCCUAAAUUAUUUGAAAGGUUGGUUUGUAGUCGAUCUGAUAUCUUCACUGCCAUUUGGAAUUCUCGCAAUAUUUAGUGAUAAUGCAGUAAGUUUGAAUUAUUUCUGA